Messenger RNA from Rhodamnia argentea, 4473 nucleotides. Its product is annotated as protein PHYTOCHROME-DEPENDENT LATE-FLOWERING. Gene Ontology annotation, cellular component: SAGA complex. The transcript is spliced from 12 exons. The record is from RefSeq and is a predicted model, not a curated record. Bases 177 to 4190 code for a protein of 1337 amino acids. NCBI's taxonomy places the organism in Eukaryota, Viridiplantae, Streptophyta, Magnoliopsida, Myrtales, Myrtaceae. Gene Ontology annotation, molecular function: transcription coregulator activity. Gene Ontology annotation, biological process: regulation of transcription by RNA polymerase II.
UGAUUCCGAUUCCCGGUUCGAUCAAUAGGUCCUUCGUUUUCUCUCGCGCUUCUAAGCGGAGUCCUCAUUCUCAAGAGCUUCCUCUGCGGAAUCUUCCCGCAAACUGCUUUUUCCCUCUGCUUUCUCAUGAUCCAAACGUCGGAGAGAACCCCAAAUUCGCCUGGAAACCCUAGCUGAUGGGUGUCUCGUUCAAGCUCUCGAAGACUGGCCGGAAGUUUUCCCCGAAACCUUCUCUGAUCCAACCGGAGGCUCGUGAGGACGACGUGUCCCAGAAUUCGAAGGGAACCUCUCGCCUUGGAUCCAAAGAAGGGUCGAGCGCUCGAAAGAUCGAGGACACUAAAUCUCAGGUGGGUAAAGAGGCUUCGGGGGUAUCUGCAUCAUUCUUCUCGACCGAUGAAAACCCUAUUUCUGCAGGGGACGAAGUUUCCUUCACGUUGAACCUCUUCCCUGAUGGAUACUCUAUAGGAAAACCUUUGGAGAGUGACACAUUACAGCAUGCUUCGAAGUUCUUACGUCCCUAUAACAGGACAUCUGAAAGUCUCUUCUCGGCAAUUGAAUGUGGUCGGUUACCUGGAGAUCUCCUUGACGAUUUACCUUGCGUAUACAUUGACGGUUCACUUAUCUGUGAGGUGCGGGACUAUCGGAAAUAUGCAUCUAAUAAGGGGCCCCAUCUUCCAGAUGUGGUUGAUUCGCCUGUUGUUACUAAAGUGCGGCUGAAAAUUUCCUUGGAGAACAUUGUUAAGGAUAUACCAUCUAUUUAUAAUUCUUGGACGUACGGUGAUCUAAUGGAAGUAGAAUCCAGGAUAUUGAAGGCAUUACAACCACAACUGUGUUUGGAUCCUACUCCCAAGCUGGAUAGGCUCUCCAAAAGUCCAGUUCCAGAAAAGCUACAUAUGACUUUAUCUAGUCUACACAAAAAGAGAUUAAGACAUGUGCCGGAAAUCUCUGUGACUUCCAGUAACAAAAUCCACGGGAAGAAAAUCUGCAUAGAUAGAGCUCCGGAAAGGUCUGAUUCAGGAAUUAUCCAAGGGAAUGUAUUAUCACAUGUCCAUGAGAAUCUGGGUGCCCAAUGUGCUGGAGCUGGCAACACACUAGCUCUAAGACCAAAAGGCUAUAUACCAGAUGCAUCUUUUCCAACACUGCCAAUGAUGUCCCAGCAACAAAGGUAUCAAAUGUUAGCUGGGAAUGUUAGGGGCAUGCAGGAUCGUGGAGCUUCCCCUGGUGGCCAGGACACGAUGAUUUCAUACUCGGAUAGUAACUCUACGAUUUCCCUUCAUGCAAAGAGAGAGAAUCAAGAUGGGCAAACAUCACCCAGGUCUAGCUUUAAUAAGAGGCCAAGACUUGCACAUGGAGUUCCUGAUGGCACUCAGCAGCAGCCAUUAGGCCUUCAGAUGGAGAACUUCCAUGCAUCAGACUUAAAUUUGAAGAACACCCUUUUGCAGCAGCAAGUAAUUUCUAGAGGAAUUCAAUUUGGUAAUGCAAGUAUGCAGAAGUUCCCCCAGCAGGCACUUGAAGGGGUCCUGAAUCCAGAGGUAGCGGCAGCAUCCCUACCAUCAGGGCCAAUGGGCAUGAGGCAUCGUGCAAAGGAAGAACAACUAGAUACACAGAUGGACGCUACAGAAGUAAAUCGGAAUAGGUCUGACGUCCAGACAGUGGAGACCGAAAAGGACCGCAUGGGUCCUCAGCAACCACAACUUCAACAAAGGUUGCCAAAUCAUCCAUACAUGAGAACUGGUUUCUCUCAGGCAUCUUGGAAUAAUGUCAAUCACCAUAUUGAUAGUCAUUUGAAAAAGGAGGAACAGAUACAGAAAAGGAAAUCAGUGCAAAGUCCACGUGUAUCUGGUGGAACCUUGGCUCAGUCUCCUUUAUCAUCAAAAUCUGGGGAAUUUUCUAGUGGUUCAGUUGGACCACAGUAUGGGGCAGCUGCAGUGACUCCUGUGCCUGGAUUGUUGCCCAAGGAAAAGGCUGCAAUAACCGCAGUUCCUCCUGUUGGAGGGACAGGAUCUUUAACUUCUAGUGCCAAUGAUUCUACGAUGCGACAGAACCAGGCCCAGGCUGCUGCAAAACGAAGACAGAACUCACUUCCAAAGACGCCAGUAAUCAGCGGUGUUGGCUCUCCUGCUAGUGUGAGCAAUAUUGGUGUUGCAUUAAAUGCAAGCAGUCCUUCUGUUGGAACCCCACCUCUAGUUGAUCAAACAAUGCUUGAGAGGUUUUCAAAGAUUGACAUGAUUAUGAUCAGGCACCAACUUAACCGCAAAGAGAACAAGGCAGAUUACCCAGUCAGGAAGCCCGGCCCCUUUCCAACUGAUAGUCUUUUGUUAUCGCUACACAAUGUUUCCAACGAUGAGAAUUUUAAGGAGGAUUCAUGUGCCAGACCACUCUCGAAGUCACUGGUUGGAGGCAGCACGAAUAUUUGCAAGACUAGGUUCCUCAACUUUGUGCAGCCAGAGCGAUAUCUUCAAGGGAAUGUUGUCUCAUACCGGGCUCAGACCAGCUUGAUCAUGUCCGAGAAACUAAGUGAUGGUACUGUUGCUAUGCACUAUGGAGAUGUGGAAGAUGGUGAUAUUCUGGCUUCAGAGGAGCAUCUUCCAACACUACCAAAUACUCAUUUGGCAGAUUUGCUGGCAGCCCAGCUUUGCUCAUUGAUGAUACGCGAUGGAUUUCAUGUGGAAGAUCGUGUCCAACUGAAACUGACCCGCAUGAAUCUUGCCCCAAACAGUCAACCUAAUGCUCCUGGAAUUCCUCAUAAUAAUUCCAUUGCUGAUGUCCCACAUUAUCCUGAAGGAGUUUUAGGUCAAUCAUCCGGUGAAGUGUUGAAUACAGCUAAUAGUGGCAAUGUAUCUCUCGGUUCAUCUGUGAAUAUUCCUCCUCAUGCAAGGAUGCUGCCUCCUGGAAACCCUCAUUCCUCACAAAUAGCUUCAGUCAUGCCUGGAGUCUCUGUGCCUGGACGGCCACAACAGCUAGAUUCACAGUCCUCACUGCAGCAACAGGCUCAGCAGCUGCAGCAACAACCAUUACAUAACCAAAAUCCUACGGUUCAACAGCGUCUUGCUCAGUUUCCAAGAUCCCCAAUGAUGCUCGGUACAAAUCCCCUCUCGCACUUGAAUGCCAGCCAGAAUACUAAUAUGCAGUUGGGCAAUCACAUGGCAAAUAAGCCAUCCCCUCUGCAUCUUCAGAUGUUACAGCAGCAGCAACCGCAGCAACAACAGCAGCAAUCACAACAGCAUCAACAAUCACAACUUCAAAGGAAACUGAUGAUGAGUAUGGCAGGUGCUAACUUGGUUGGGCUUGGUGGCAUCAGUAACACCAUGAGUAUGGCAGGUGCAAAGGGAAUGGGAGGGGCUGGAAUUUCAGCACCCAUGGGCCAAAUGUCAAACAUUGGUAAUGUGGGUCAGAAUCCGAUGAACAUGGCCCAGGCCUCUCACAUUAGCAAUUCAAUGACCCAGCGACUGCCAUCGGGAGCAUUGUCACCCGCACAAACUGCUUUGUUGGCAUCAAAACUUCGGUUGGUGCCGCCGAAUCGAGCUGUGCUAGGGGGCACUCAGUCUGGCAUAGCUGGUGUCUCUGGAGCUCGACCAGUGCACCCAGGCUCUGGUGGCCUGUCAAUGUUGGGCACCGGAAUAAAUCGAGCUAACAUAAGUCAAGCGCAGCAUGCAGCAAUGGGGGCAAUGGGCCCACCAAAGUUGAUGGGGAUGAAUCCAUAUAUGAAUCAGCAGCAGUCACCACAACAGCAGCAACAGCCAAUGCAGCUGCAGCUGCAGCACCAACAGCAGCAGAUGCAGUUGCAACAACAGCAACAGCAAUUGCAGCAGCAGCCACAGCAACUCCACUUGCAGCAACAACAGAUGCAACAGCAGCAGCAGCUGCAUCAGCUAGAAACAACCUCACCCUUGCAAGCUGUUAUGUCACCACCACAAAUAGGUUCACCUUCAAAUAUGGCAAUUCCACAAUUGAGCUCACAAUCACAACAGCAGCAACAGCAAUCUAGUCCCCAGCAAAUGAGCCAAAGAACCCCAAUGAGCCCACAACAGAUCAGCUCUGGGACAAUGCAUGGCAUGAGUGCUGGUAAUCCAGAAGCUUGUCCCGCAAGUCCACAGUUGAGUUCUCAGACCCUAGGGUCUGUUGGCAGUAUAAACAAUUCUCCAAUGGAGCUACAAGGUGUUAAUAAAAGCAACUUGAGCAGUGCAUAAUGAAGUCCUUGGCUACGUACUUACUGAAUCGUUUCUUAACUUAGCGGAGAUGUUUGAAAGAUUUUUUAGAGGUUUUUGUUUGUAUAAGAUGAAGUCGAAGAGGUAGUUGUUGAUAAAAGUGCAUGCCGAGGCUUUGAAUAGGAGCAAGGGAUAAUCUUCCCCUUGGCUUCCUAGGAAAGGGCUGGUUUUUAGACUCUGAUACAAUUGAUAUUGAUGCUGGAAAUCACCAAUAAAUUGAUUAAAAAAGCAUGACACUUGCACUGUGGUGUGUCUCGGGUUCUAA